GGGUGGGCGGGGCAGUGCUCCCUCUGCGCAAGCGCUGACCGUCUAGCCCGCUGUUUUAGGUUUACGCGGUCGGGCGGAUACGUUUGUAUAUGCGGGAUGCAGCCGUCAGUCUGAUGCUUUAAUCUUCAUUUUGCUGGGCAGAAAGCCAAAAUACCGGGCUGCCUGGUUCAGGGCCUGACGCCUAGCCAACCUACAGACUUGGAGCUUCAGAGCCAUGGCAACGAAGGAAUCUGACGUCCAGGCAGAGUCGGCCCUCACCUCAUCAGCCAAUCCCAGCAAACAAGAGUCUGAAAACCCGAACUAUACUCUCAGAUGUACUCUCGUGGGACAUACGGAAGCAGUAUCAUCGGUUAAGUUUAGUCCUAGUGGAGAAUGGCUAGCAAGUUCUUCUGCUGAUAAAGUAAUUAUAAUUUGGGGAGCCUAUGAUGGAAAAUAUGAGAAAACACUUUAUGGUCACAAUCUGGAAAUAUCAGAUGUUGAUUGGUCAUCAGAUUCCACUCGUCUUGUUUCUGCCUCAGAUGAUAAAACUCUAAAGAUUUGGGAUGUGAGAUCUGGAAAGUGCUUGAAAACGCUUAAGGGACACAGUAAUUAUGUGUUUUGCUGUAAUUUCAAUCCACCAUCCAACCUCGUAAUUUCAGGAUCUUUUGAUGAGAGUGUGAAAAUAUGGGAGGUGAAAACAGGAAAGUGUCUCAAGACUUUGUCUGCUCAUUCUGACCCAGUUUCUGCUGUUCAUUUUAAUUGUAAUGGGUCCUUGAUAGUGUCUGGUAGCUAUGAUGGUGUCUGUAGAAUCUGGGAUGCUGCUUCCGGUCAGUGUUUAAAAACGCUUGUUGAUGAUCCUAACCCACCUGUCUCUUUUGUAAAAUUUUCUCCAAAUGGUAAAUAUAUUCUCAUUGCAACUUUGGACAAUACUCUUAAACUGUGGGAUUACAGUAGAGGUAGGUGCCUGAAGACAUACACUGGUCAUAAGAAUGAGAAAUACUGCAUAUUUGCCAAUUUUUCAGUUACUGGUGGAAAGUGGAUUGUGUCUGGUUCAGAGGAUAACCUGGUUUACAUUUGGAAUCUUCAGACUAAAAAGAUUGUACAGAAAUUACAAGGUCAUACAGAUGUUGUAAUCUCAACAGCUUGUCAUCCUACAGAAAACAUCAUUGCAUCAGCAGCAUUAGGAAAUGACAAAACAAUUAAACUGUGGAUAAGUAACUACUAAACUCUUUAGAAAGCAAGUAGUACAGCCAAGUUGGAUAAAAGAUACUUAAAAAGAUGGUUUCUUUUCAUUUUGGCAUGGUUUCAUAUUUCUUUUUACCUUUGCCUUGGGUUAUUAAGAUUUUAAGACCUAUAACCUAAAUUUACAAAUCAAGACAGUUGGAAAAGCAAGUCUAGAACCUAGGGCUUCCAACUUUUAAUCCUGAAGUCUGUUAUUAAUCUCUUUUAUCUGUCCCUAGACAGAUUUCCAUUCUAUUCCUCUCUUUUUUUAAAGAUUUUAGAAGGGAAGGGAAAGGAAGGAGAAAGUGAGGGAAACACCAAUGUGUGGGUGUCUCUUGCACGCCCCCUAUUGGGGAGUUGGCCCCUAACCCAGGCACAAGCCCUGACUGGGAAUCAGCCUGCAACCCUUUGGUUCGCAGGCUGGCGCUCCAUCCACUGAGCCACUCCAGCAGGGGCCCAUUCUAUUCCUCUCAAUGACUAUUGUAGAGGAUUGGUAUAAUGAUAUUUGAGAAAUAUUUAGAAGAUUCACAAGACAGAGUGACUGAUUAAAUGAGGGGAGCAAAGGAGUUUGGGAUAAUUCCAAGGUUUUUGGUUUGGGAGACCAUAUGAGUAAGAGUGUAAGUCUGUGAUGAUGGUGGAUUGAAGAUGCAUGUCAGAUGCCACUCACACACUUAAGUGAUAAGCCUACAUCAUAGGAUGUGAAGUGGUCCAUGGAAUCAAGCCAGCAGAUUGGGAAAAACAAACGGUUAGAUUCAUUCUAAAAGUCUAAAACAUUAUAAAUGUUAUUUUACUAAAGGACCCCUUGAUGCUUUGUCAGGUUGUGUGCUCUCAUGAUUUUCAAGCAAACUAAAUGUCUGAGUGGGAGGCUGCUCUUUAAUUGUGUGUCUGACCCACAGGCUCUCACCCAUGCUUCAAACUUAGUUCAGACAUCACCACUUUGUGAAGCCAUCACUGCCUGCUGGACUAACCACAGCUGACAGCUGAGUUAGGUUUUCCUGCUAUUUCUAUAGUUUCUGUUAGUAAAGUUAAAAUAUACCAUUUACCAGUUGUACUGUAAUAGUUUCAUGGGCCAUGUUUCCAGUAUAUUAUGUGCUCUGUGGAGUCAAUAAGUAUGUCAUAUUAUUCAUCUUUGUAUUCUCACUUUUUGUAUAUACAAUGGACUCAAGUAGUGUUUGACAAAUGACAGCAAAUCACACCACCAACACUUCAUUCUUCACCUGCUUUCACUAAAUUUUCAGAAUCAAUUCCCCAUACUAUUAUUUUUGUUGAUUAAAAUUAAAAGUGUCCGAGUAGAGCCUCA
Phyllostomus discolor (pale spear-nosed bat) is the source of this 2500-nucleotide messenger RNA. RefSeq names its product WD repeat domain 5B (gene WDR5B). Gene Ontology annotation, cellular component: Set1C/COMPASS complex. Bases 215 to 1204 code for a protein of 329 amino acids. The record is from RefSeq and is a predicted model, not a curated record. Gene Ontology annotation, molecular function: histone binding. The transcript is spliced from 2 exons. NCBI's taxonomy places the organism in Eukaryota, Metazoa, Chordata, Mammalia, Chiroptera, Phyllostomidae.